This is a messenger RNA of Cervus elaphus (red deer), 5726 nucleotides long. Its product is annotated as cytochrome b5 domain-containing protein 1. The transcript is spliced from 4 exons. The coding region runs from base 180 to 866 and encodes 228 amino acids. The record is from RefSeq and is a predicted model, not a curated record. NCBI's taxonomy places the organism in Eukaryota, Metazoa, Chordata, Mammalia, Artiodactyla, Cervidae.
GCCCCUCUUUGCCUGUACAGCGUUUAAUCUCAGUGGACGGUGGCCGAAAAGGAACAAUGGUUUCCAUGUCAGCGGAUAAACGCGCUCGCCUUAGCUACCGGACGAGGGAGGAUGCAGUAGUGAGUGCGUGCUGAAAAGCGAGGAAGCAACUAAAGUCAGUGAGCAAUAGAGCAAGAGCUAUGCCAAGCCGGGGCCUAGUGGCCGGGCCAAACUUUGAGUAUUUUCAACGUCGCUAUUUCACGCCUGCCGAGGUGGCCCAACAUAACCAGCCGGAAGACCUCUGGGUGUCUUACCUGGGAAACGUGUACAACCUAACCCCGUUGGCACAGGAGUACAAGGGAGACUUGCUGCUGAAACCCAUCGUGGAAGUGGCAGGCCAGGAUAUCAGCCACUGGUUUGAUCCGAAAACCAGAGACAUCCGCAAGCACAUAGAUCCGCUGACCGGUUCCCUGAGAUACCGCACCCCCCGGGGCCGCUUUCUGCACGUGCCGCCUCAGCUACCCCGUUCGGACUGGGCCAAUGAUUUCGGGAAGCCUUGGUGGCAAGGGUCGCGUUAUGAGGUGGGGCGGCUGUCCGCCAAGACCCGGAAUAUCCGCAUCAUUAACACGCUCACGUCGCAAGAGCACACACUGGAGGUGGGGGCCCUGGAAUCGAUGUGGGAAAUCCUACACCGCUAUCUCCCCUAUAAUGCACAUGCUGCCAGCUACACGUGGAAAUAUGAAGGCAAGAACCUGAACAUGGAUUAUACUCUGGAGGAGAAUGGGAUCCAGGAUCAGCAGGAAGAAUUUGAUUACCUCAAUAUGGACAGUACACUUUACACACCUGCAGUACUGCUGUACUUCAAUGAUGACCUCACAGAACUAUAGGACGGGAGGCGUAUGCUCCUGUAGACUCAAGACAGAUUUGGAGUUUAGCUGUUUCUGUGCCCUGGAGGAAAAGAGGUGGGGAUGGGGAGGGGCGAUGCCUAGACCUAGACCUUCUUUCCACUCUGGGAGCUGGCAUGAGGUUCCCAUGCCCUAAUGAAGUGUAAAGAUCCUGUUCCUCAGGUUCAUUAGCAUUUACUCUGAGAAAGCUAGGGAGAAUGCUAGAAAUGGAUUCAUUUUUAGGAAUGAUACAAGAAAAUAAGGUAUCUUAGAUCAGGGAGAUGUAGAAGAGGAUAGUCAAAUAGAGCUCAGGCAAAACUUAUCCAUAGUAAGAGAAAGAGAAGUUCUACACAGGGAUGAGGGGUGGAAGAACUUUUCUGGCAAUGAUGGAAAUGGCAUAGCUGCAGGAAGAUGGGAUUUACAAAGACAGGAAGAGGAGAUAUCUGCCACUGGCCACACAAAACUGGUUAGUCUUCUGAAUAGUAUUUGGCAGCUGAAACUGAAGAGGAAGAGGGGGAGUGAAUGGUCACCAGGUAAUUCAGGCCAAAUAUUAUGCUAUAUAUGCUAAUUUAAUAUAACUACCCAUAAGACAGAUACCAUUCCCACUGUUCUACAGAUAAAUCUUCUGAAGCUUAGCAAGAAGCUUAAUUGCACAGAAGGUACACUAGUUCACAACCAGAAUGUAAAUGCAGGUCUUUCCAAUUCCAAAGUCCGUGUUCUUUUCAAUAUGAAGAGAAUAUGUCAGUGUCCCAGCUUACUGCAUAAUGGGAACCUAUAGGCCUAUUGUGUAGUCAGCCAUGGUGUGGUUUUUUGUUUGUUGGAGUUAUUGUCUCUGGAAGGGAGUUAGCAGAGUUCUCCUGUGGCAGAGAGGACACAGGGAAGGCUAAGUGUCAGCUAAAUAACAGCUGUUGAGGCUACUUCAUGGUUAAACCCACAGCAAACCUUUCCUCUGACUCUUCUGAGGCACAGAGGUGGGUAUAUACUGACUCCAGGAAAACAAGAGUGGGUAAGGGCCACUGGAUAGGCCACUUUGGGUACAGAAGUGUAUCCACAUGGGGUACAAAAAGGAAGCAUUGGCAUGUAUAUUCAUGAUGGGCCUGUGCCUCUGAUGGGAAGGUGAGGAAGAUGGAGUUGGCCUUGCCAGAUGGUGACUCUGCAAGAAGGGGCUUGACAGGGGUGAUGCAAAGGGAGAAGCAAGCUAAGUCAACUAAGCUAACUAAGUUCUCAAAAGAGAACAACCAUGGAGGGCAGUAGCCAGAUUUAGUCCCCUAUGACCUAAGCAGGGAAGGGGAAAUGAGAAUAACAGGUGAAUUUCUUGACAGUUUCAGGCAAAAAAAAGAAGCAGGGAGAUUGUUAGUGCAUCUUCCUGGAAGGUGGCCCCCUAGGAGACAGUGGGUGGGCUGCACAGGAGUGCUGAGGGGCUGAUUAGGAAUGGCAUGGACAGAGGUAGGGACAUCUGUGUCCCCUUUUGGCUUCAGCAGUGUGUGAAUUCACUGUGAGACAGAAUGAGACUUCCAUUCAGUCCCAUGUAAUGACAGAAUCCAUGAAUUAUCUCAAUCAUUUUGACCUUUCAUCAACUCUGCAGCUGUUUCAUGUGUAUCUUGUUUGCUCAGUUAAACCCGGGAACUAUUUGAGAACCAAAACUGUGCUGUUGCUCUAGCCUUGGCCUUGGUGCCUGUGCCUAUGGGAUCUGCCCAAACUUGCCCCUCUUUCCACAUUUCCUACUUCAGUACCUCUUGCCAGACACACAUCCCUGUCCUCACACACAGUCACUCUCCAAGCAGAUCCUAUCACCUAAAUAUCUCUGGGAUCCAUCUGCUUUUCUCAAAGCUGUCAUUACUUCUGGUCUGGAGUGCUUCCUAACCAGUCCUCCCAUAUCCACUUCUGUCCUCCCUGGCGGCUCAGUGGUAAAGAAUCCACCUGCCAAAGCAGGAGAUGCAGAUCGAUUCCUGGAUUGGGAAGAUCCUCUGAAGAAGAAAAUAGCAUCCCACUCCAGUACUCUUGCCUGGAGAAUCCCACAGACAGAGGAGCCUGACAGGCUGCAGUCCAUGUCAAAGAGUCGGACACGACUUUGUGACUAAACAACAGCGUCCACACAGAGCAGAGUGAGCUCUGAGAAACAAACCUAAACAUCUAACUUUCCUCCUGCAGAUAUCCCAGGGGCUUCCAGUUGCUUCUGGAAUAAAAUCCUAAGUCCAAAGACCUUGCAUAAAUCAGCCUCUACCUGGCAUCAUCCCAUCUUCAUUCUCUACCUCCCAGUCACACUGGUUGGGUUUCUGUUCACUAAAUGCCUUUCUGCCUCAGAGCCGGCACACACGCUGUUCUCCCUGCUUGCAACACUCUUCCAUUUCCCACCUUGCUAAAAGUGUUUCUUCCUCACAGAGACCUUGUCUGAUUUCUUGAUGUAGGUCAAGACUUUCUGUUAAAUCUUCUCUUAGCACCAGGCCUAUUUCAGACCGCUUAUUACAAUAGUAAUGUUAACAUUAUGGAUGUUAAUUGGCUGGCUGGCUGCUAGAUUGUAAACUCACAAGGGCAGAUAGCAUGUACAUCUUGUUCACUGCUGUAUUCCCAGUGUUGGGCACACAGUUGCUACGCAAUAAAUUUUGAUGAAUGAACUCAAACGUUAAGUGAAUUCCUCUGCCUGUAAUAACUAGUGGAUGGAUGCUGUGUCCUGGGGGGCAAGAUGGGACCAAGAAAUAGGAUGGGUCCCAAACUGUAAUCUCUGUCCACGGGUUUUUUUCCUUGCUUGCCAUAGAUCCAAGACCAAAAGUGACUCCAUAGAAGUUCAUCCCCUCACAGAGAUUUUUUGGGGCAAUCGACCUGUCUUUUCUCUAUAUGGCCACCAGGUGGCUGUAGUCACCUAUAGAGUGAAGGGAGAGGGGCCUGGAGGAGGAAAAAACACUUCCAACUUCUAAGCAGGUUAGGAUUAAAGGUAGCCCAUGGAAAUGCAUAGGUGGGAGGAAAGGAUCAGAAAAAAAGAGAAAACAACAUGGCCACUAUUCUGUUAGCAUUAGGUUUAUUCCUGUUUUUAAUUUUUUUCAUAAGCACAUGCCAGAAAAGGAGUGUAGUUUGACAAAUAAAACUCAUGGGAUAGGCCAUGAAGGGGGUCUAAUUACAGGAGUGGGUGUGUACAGGGUGAGGCACAGAACUAUGGAAGGGAUAAAGAUAAAAAAUUUUUCAGAUAAUAGAGUAUGUUCUUUUAUUCUUAGUGGGUUUUGUUGUGCUUGUAUAAAGCUUUCUACUGGGCACUACCUUGAUUCUCUAGAUAUCCAAGACUGGAUAUUUGCAUGAAGAGUAUGUGAAUAAUGCCUGUUCCUAAAACCUAGAUUCUAAAUAGAACAUGAGUGUAGGCUUCAGGUCCUUCUGUGGUGGUCUCUCGUUUUGGAGGGAGGUGGGGUGGGGGUAGUAUAUUGAAAGAACAGUUUCCUAUCCUAAGUAGAUCACUGCAGCUUCAAAGAAUUCACCUGGUGAAUAUUUCCCACAAGCCUCAGUCACUGGAUGCACAUAUCCUUUGCAGGGAGCUUGCUCACUCAGUGGGCUACAACAUGCACACAUGAAAAGGUAAAUGAAUGGUAAAGGACAAAAUUAUGGCAAAUCACAAUUAGCCUGGGCCUGCAGAAAUGAUUUCUAAAUAUUAUGUGUAUGUGUUUAUGUCUGCAUCUGCAGAGAUGGAGAUGUGUAUGAUUUUGGAGAAAAGUGCUAUAAUUUCCAUCUUAGUCUCAAAAUGGCCCAGCCCCUGACCCUGAAAUAGUAUACACAUAAGCACAAUCAUAAAGACCCCAAAAGUAAAAUAUCAAAGGUGACAAUACAGUGUGGUCCCAGGAUUCCUGUCACCUGCCUCAAUGGUCUACUUCAACCUGAUAUCUUUGAAACAAGAUAGUAAUAGGCCACACUGAGCGGCAUCACCUCCCUGCAUGACAAACAUAGGCCACUGUUCCAGUCACCUACUGUUGCUUAAAACCAUCCCCAAAGUGGCUUCAAACAACCACCAUCACUAAUUUUGCUGAGUCUGUAACCUGGGCAGGGUUCAGUGGGGACAGCUCAUUUUCACUCCAUAAGGUGUCAACUGGGUAGAUUACUGGAAGCUGGAGAAUUCACUUUCAAAAUGGCUCACUUGCAAACAGCUGGAAAGUUGAUGCCAUCUAUGGGCUCUUCUCCAUGAGGGCCCCUUCUCAGCUUGGGUGGGCUUCCUCAAGGCAUGGUAGCUCAGUUCCAAGAGCAAGUCUCCCAAGAGAACCAGGAGGAACUCAAGCACUUUUUAUAACCUCAUCUCAAAUUCAAGGGGAAGGAACUAGGCCUCACUUCUCAGUGGGAAGUGUCAAAGUCACACUGUAAUAAAAACAUGUUGGAUGUGAGUUAUUAUUGUGGCCAUUUUGGGAAAAUACAAUUGACCACAGAUGCCCUGGAGGCAAAAGGAGGGACAUCCAGUCAGUCUUAGGUAGCAGUGGGGUUUUGAGUCUUUCUGAAAACCAAAGUUGGAAUCCUGGCCCCAACAUCCACUUCUUCAACUCAUUAACCCAAUACUGAGCAUCUGCUAAUGUAUCAGGCACAAUACUGGACUCUGUGAAUACACUAAAUAGUAAGACACAACUUCUGCCCUCAAGGAGCUUACAGGAUAGUGGGAGAUUCAUACAAGUUUGUGAACUCUUAACCAGUCAUCUUGCUUCCACUUGUACAAAGCAGCCAAAGGAAGUAUUUUGUUUGUGUUUAUUUUUUACUGGCAUGUAAUUGAUGCUUUUGAACUGUGGAGUUGGAGAAGACUCUUGUGAGUCCCUUAGACUGGAAGGAGAUCCAACCAGUCCAUCCUAAAGGAAAUCAGUCCUAAAUAUUCAUUGGAAGGACUGAUGUUGAAGCUGAAAUGCC